Molecule: messenger RNA, 1669 nt
Organism: Stomoxys calcitrans (stable fly)
Lineage: Eukaryota; Metazoa; Arthropoda; Insecta; Diptera; Muscidae
Exons: 3
Coding region: 68-1669 (533 amino acids)
Source: RefSeq, a predicted model, not a curated record
CUGUGAGCAGAACCGUAUGCACUGGAUUAGUAUUUGAUUGAUUGUGGUGCAAAUAAGACGUGCCGCAAUGCGUUCCUCCCUUGAAGUGUGGUACAAACGGUCAUAUGUGUACAAAAUUCUGGCAGCAACGUUGCUCUUGAAUCUGUUGGGCAUCUCCAUGGUGGUGAAUCGGCAGGCUUUUCGCAUUGCCCUAGGAGGCGACAGAGUUGUGGCAAAGGAUCCUAAGCGAGCUGUUGUGAGGAAUCGAGAUCAUUUGGCCAUCGAUACUCGAAGUGAUCCAGAAGAAGCGGUUGUAUUUGAGAAUAUAAGCAGAGAUAUACCCUACCUUCCCAUCGAGGAUCUCAACAACAUUCACUACAAGAAUCGCAAUUUGAACCAUUCCUGUGCAUGGUACCCCUCGUUUCGGGACAUACAGAUUCACAAUGAUUAUUGGCAGGAGUUCCACAACAGAAACAUCACUUACUACCUGUUUGGGGCCUAUCUGGAUAAUAGACCGAGCGUCGUCUAUGACCAUCCCAUGGUGAGGGUUUUGACGAUGAUACACUUCAUAGCAGCAAAUGCCUCCGAUUAUCCGCCCACCUAUUGCCAACUGUGGUACAAAGAAAAGCCGGAGCCGGUGAUUACACUGGCCAGCGAUUUGCGGCGCAUCUGGUACUACGACUGGGGCCAUGGACCCGAACACAAUUAUGCCCAUUUGCUGGGGUGUCCUGUGUCGGAGGAGCACAAAAAAUGGAUUCCCAAAACUGUAUCGCUAGUUGUCUCUCCGUGCGACAAGGCCACCAACAAUGUUAAAGUCUUCUACCAGCCCUUGAAGGAAGACGAGCAGAAGAAGGGGUUUGCUGUGUGUGUCAAGGGAUUAGACUAUCCCUAUGUGGAUGUGUCGCACCGUCUUGUGGAGUAUGUCGAAACUCUGCGCUCCCUGGGAGCUGAGAAAAUCAUGAUGUACAACCUUCAGGUGCAUCCCAACACAACGAAAGUGCUGAAGUAUUACGAGGAAACCGGAUUCUUGGAAUAUCGGCCCUUCAGUUUGUCCUUGGAGGUGAGCAAUCUAAACGAAUAUAGGCACAUGGAAAUGGCCAAGAACGGCUUCGCUUACAUACUGCAUGAGGUGGUGCCCUACAACGACUGUCUGUAUCGCAACAUGUAUCUCUACAAGUAUGUGGCCGUCAUAGAUGUGGACGAGAUUCUCAUGCCCUUGGGCAAAUAUUCCAACUGGUCUCAGCUGAUGGAGUAUGGGGAGAAGAUAACCAAUCCGAAUUGUAAGCAUUUCGCCAGUUACUGUUUCCGCUGCAUCUACUUUCCCCAGUAUGCAGAGAAGCCGGUAUACAGCAAGGACAUUCCCCCAUAUUUCUACAUGAUGCAGCAUGUGCAUCGGGUGAAGGAGCACAUAAGGCCUCAAUGGGCCACAAAAUGUCUGCAUAACACGGAACGUGUCAUAGCCACCCAUAAUCAUUUUCCCAUACAAUGGAUAUGGGAUGUAUGUCCCAGUUUCUCCUUUGAAUCCGCCGAUGCCCAGUUGCAGCAUUAUCGCGAACCGCCCCUAAAGGACACCUUAGAUGAUCCGGUUGUGGAUACAAGUUUGUGGCGUUUUAAAGACGAUGUAAUAGAGAGAUCAAUGAAAGUAUUUGAAGACCUUAGCUUUUUCAAGGAGGUGUCCUAUGACGACUGA